Molecule: messenger RNA, 1711 nt
Organism: Trichoderma reesei QM6a
Lineage: Eukaryota; Fungi; Ascomycota; Sordariomycetes; Hypocreales; Hypocreaceae
Exons: 4
Coding region: 452-1447 (331 amino acids)
Source: RefSeq, a predicted model, not a curated record
CAGCGACAGCCUCAGUCUCGACACCGGCAUCGCCCGCGACCGCAGCACGACACAUACCGACACCUGGACAGAGACGCACCACAUCGCCACCGCCAGCAAUAGCAGCAGCAUCCUCGCCACCACCACCACCGCCCGCCGCGACUCCCCCGACCCGGCGACCUCAAUUGCACCGCCAUCACCGCCCGUCGAGCCCGGCCCGGAGUCCAGAUCUGCUGCGUCGCCUGACCUCGGCCUUGCAUCAGCCGCAUCCUCACCCGCGUCCGCAUCGCCGUCGCCGUCGCCGGGAUCCUCGCCCGACGUCCUGUCCGAGUCCGAGGCCACCCCCGGCUCUGCUGUGUCCGAACCGUUCACAACUCCAACGCCCGGCCUCAAGCCGCGUCCGCCGCCGAUCUCGCCGCUGCCUCCCUUCGUGGCCCCCGCGUCGUAUCUUUUCCACCACCACUUUGGCGUCAUGGCCGAUGCGCCGCCAGACCCCAAGCCGCUGAGUCCCCUGGACAAGGACCAGCGACAAGGCCUGAAAGCGAUUCGCGAAUUCCUCCGCAAGCGCACCAGCUACGAUGUGCUACCGCUGUCAUUCCGCCUCAUCGUGCUUGAUACGGAUCUACUCAUUAAGAAGAGUCUGAACAUCCUCAUCCAAAACUCCAUUGUGUCUGCCCCCCUGUGGGAUUCGCACAUCUCGCGCUUUGCGGGCAUCCUGACGGCCACCGAUUACAUCAAUGUCAUCCAGUAUCACUGCCAGUUCCCCGAUGAGAUGAGCAAGCUGGAUCAAUUCCGUCUAGCUAGUCUGCCAGACAUUGAAAAGGCCAUUGGGGCAACACCCAUCGAGACCGUCUCCGUCCAUCCUUCGAAACCCCUGUACGAAGCCCUCCGACGUAUGCUUAAGACCCGUGCGCGAAGAAUCCCCUUGGUCGACCUCGACGAAGAGACUGGCAGAGAAACUGUCAUCUCGGUCAUUACCCAAUACAGGAUUCUCAAGUUCAUUGCCGUCAACAAUGAACACAACACAAUCUUACUCAAGAAGACUGUUCGCGACCUUCAGCUGGGAACCUACACGGACUUGGCCGUUGCACGCAUGGGCACCACCGUUCUAGAGGUUAUCAACCUCAUGGUCAGCCGGAACAUCAGCUGCGUGCCCAUUGUGGACUCGGAAAACAGGGUUCUCAAUGCCUUUGAAGCCGUCGACAUCAUCCCGUGCAUUAAGGGGGGAGCAUAUGACGAGCUCAACGGCAGCGUUGGUGAGGCGCUGUGCAAGCGACCCGAGGACAACCCCGGCAUCUUUACGUGCAGCGAAGACGACAGGCUCGACUCCAUCUUUGACACGAUCCGCAAGAGCCGCGUCCACAGGCUGGUUGUCGUCGAUGACGAGAACAAGCUCAAGGGGGUGAUUUCGCUGUCCGACAUCCUCAAGUACGUGCUGCUCCACGGCGAAGAGGACGAUGCCGCGUAACUGACAAGCGGCUACGUGAUGCCGUGUGAUACGAUAUGAAUAACGGGUGGCUGCACACGGAGGAACGGUUACGGGGGGCAAAGGAAUGCAUUUGGUGCGGCGUACUCAUGGUUUUGGGAUGGCGACGACGAGCUGCCAGGAUUCUGGUAUAAACUUACUCUAGUGCCAUUUUGUUUUCUUCUCCAUUCUUAAUCAACUGAUAGAGCUUGCAUACGGUCGGUUUUCUUUUGGUCGCUCCGAUUUUGUUGUUUAGGCCAAAUUGGU